Ceutorhynchus assimilis (cabbage seed weevil) is the source of this 2013-nucleotide messenger RNA. Lineage: Eukaryota; Metazoa; Arthropoda; Insecta; Coleoptera; Curculionidae. The record is from the annotation of a GenBank genome assembly.
UUCGAAUGUUUGUUAUUAUUUAAAAAUUAUUUGUUUAUAAAAUUUAAAUAUGUACAAAAGACGACAUCCAGAUCAUUCAGUAGACGCCAGUAUAAGAGGCUACGCCGCUUUUAAUCAACACGUUUCCCUAUUCGAAUUCGGCGAAGUUAUUGUAGACAAAAAUUUCAAAAAUACCGAUCAAGUACGAUUAGUUUCAGGCGGUACUUCUAGUUUUAUAGAGUACGUUGGUGCUGGCAUGCUUACAGCUUCAAUACAAGGCAAACCAAAUGACUAUCCAACCCCGAGCAUGAUUCUACGCGUUCUAAGAGAAUUAAGUGUCAACCAUGUAAAAGGAGUUUUAGUUAUUGUACCAACAAGCUCUAGUAACUUAUUAAAUUUUGGGCUUGCAAUUGAAAGGGCUGACAAUGAUGAUUUAAGGGUAGCUUUACUAACAGUGUCAGAUGAUUGUAAAAACCAUGAAAAAGCCAGAUUCGAACACAGAGGACUAACAGGGGUUGUUCUAGUAAAUAAAAUCGCUGGUGCCCUUAUUAUAGCAGAUAAAACAAUAACUGAAAUUUAUAAUUACUGUAAUAAUGCAAUUAACAACAUCCUAUCUGCUGGAGUUAGUUUUCAAAAAUCUUUGCCACAUACACGAGAGUGUCUCUAUUGUACUAAAUGUGAAACAGAUGAUAUUGGAUCAGGACAAACAUGCAUCGAAGAUGUUUUGAAAAGUACUUUUAUUAAUUUGUUAGAGCAAUUGACUACAAGCCAAAGAUUCAGUUUGCAAGGAGGAGACAACAUUGUCGUUCUAGUUAACAAUAUUGGGGCUUUUGAUCGGACAAAGCAGUUUAUAAUUGUUAAAUAUUGUACGGAUUAUUUCAAAAGGUUUGAUGUUAAAAUUGCUAGGUUUUAUAUUGGGAGUUAUUUGCAAUUGGAUAAUGAUAUGGAUUUAAUGGUUACUUUGCUCAAGGUUUUCGAUGGCCAGGUUUUGGAGCUGUUGGAUAAACCUUGUAACACAACAGGUUGGAAGUCAAAUUUUCAAGUGGAACCCUUAAACACCGACAAUAACCUAAUGUUGGGAAGAUUACGAAAAAAAUGCAGGCUAUCACCCCCUAUUAAAGGCCCAAAACUGACCGAGAAAGCGGCAAACAUAAUGCAAUUAUGCCUCCAAUUCGCUUGCGACGCUCUAAUCUCCUGCGAAAAAAUGCUAAACAAAAUGGACAGUGAAAACAUCAAAGGAGGUGAUGGAGACACUGGCACCCGUCUACGAAUAAUGGCCAACAUUUUAAACAAACGCAGCUGCGAUAAAAAGCUAAACUUCACCUAUCCCUUUACAUUUUUCCUCAGCCUAAGUAAAAUCCUUGAAAACUCAGUCGGAGGCACAAUGGGCUGUCUUUAUUCAAUAAUGUUUGAAGCUACAGCCAACACAUUUGGAGGAUAUCCAGACGAUGAACAAGUAGACUCAGAAAUGUGGAUUCAAGCUAUGGAAAAUGCUUGCAGCGCGGUGAGACGAUAUGGAAACGUAGAACUAGGAGAUAGAACUUUAUAUGACCCUUUGGAAGCUUGCUCUAGUUACCUGAGACAAAAUAUAGGAAAAUCAUUUAUUAUUUUGUUUGAAAACGGGGUUGGAAAAGCCGAAGAAGCUGCCACUGCUUCUAAACAACCCGGUUGUAAAUAUCCAAACGCUGGAGCUCACGCAGUAGGCAUUUGGCUAAGGGCUGUAUGCGAAGCAGCAAAAUUAAGACUUUACCACGAUAGUAUUUAUUAAUUUACAAUAAAAUUUUAUUCCUUGCCAAAAACUUGUUAAACUCCUUUGUAGACGUUUCAAUGAGGCUAAUUAGUUUUUGGCCAGCAGGUGAGUUUUUUUCGUUUUUCAACGCCUGGGCGGCUUCUUUGAGGGCCGUUUGGCAUUCUUGGAACAUCAGAUUUAUUGAUUUUACUUUGGUUUUGAUGCCCAAGUCCCAUUUACGUUUGAUGAGAAUCUGGUUGGCCAGGUAGAGUUCGUGGAAGAGGACUCCGGUGUAAAGAGGCAAC